CGAAACGAUAAAACAGUGUGCAUACACAUUGUACAAACCCGUUUGUAUCGAUCGUCUGUAGUUAACGGAGGUUAACAAAAUGGAUGCCUGACUCAGAUUAUUAUAACGUCCCUUUAAAACUGUAGUACACUUAAGAUGAGUGACACAGACAGUUCAAGUGACACAGAGAGUGCAAGUGACGAUACAAGUAGUUUUGAAGAGGAUGACGAUCUAGACAGUCCUGACUACAAGAACUGGGUCAGAGCCGCAAAGAGUCUUGAGUACCUGCAGCAAGGUCUCGCUCCAUUUGUUCUAAAAGAAGUCACUGACAAAAUCAACACCUUUCUUCAAGGACUGCAUGCUCCACAAGGACAAAUUAAUUGUACGAUAUGUACUGAUGCAAAUCUUUUGCCAGAUCAUCCAGGAGGGCAAUGUAUCAGCAAAGAUCAGAAACAGUGUUACUGUAGCAAACAGAAGAAGAAAAGAAGGCCGUGUCCAAAUGGCGUCUGUAGUAAGCUGUAUCACUUUAUUGUUCAGGAACACAGAUUGCACGAGCCUUUAUGGAAAAAUACGGAUAUAUCAAAAUGGUGUUCGGAUAUCUGGUAUGUUGCCAAAUGUUUCAUGACAACAAAAUGCCCUGCAAACUCUGCCCAGUCCACCGAUGCCGCAGGACUUCUCAGUAUUAUUAUAAAUGCCAGUUUCUUCCAACAGAAAUUAACAUGCAAGAUAGAUCCAACUAAUCCAGUAAAUGAUAUCUUCACACAGGCUAGACAGGCUAGGAAUGAUAUCCUUCACAGGGCUGAAAUGAAGUUUUCGGAACAAGAAUUGUCUGGCUAUAUAGAUUUGUUUGUUGCCGUGUUACACGACUACAAAAGUCUUCUUAAUGACCAGAACGCAAAAGAUGGAGUGAAUAAGUUGAUACACUUGAAGAACCACCAAAUUCAUAUAAGCAAUGAGGAAAAAAAGAAGAUUCUUAUAGCAAGGAAAGAAGCCUUGAGGGCUUUGAAAAUUAUUGAAGAGAAAAAAGUGAAAGCUAUACAAGAUAUACAAGCAUCAAAGGAUGAGUCGAUUCAAGCCAUUGCGAAAAGAAAGUCAGAAGUUCUUGAGGAGUUAGAAGACUUCAAAACGGAUGCCAGGGUUGUUUCCAAUAUGCAGCAAAAUGUCGAUGACUUAUCAGAGACAGCGACAAACAUAGAGGAUAGACUGAAGAUUGUCGAAGAGCAAUUGAAAAAACUUAAUCAGCCAUUGAAAAGAAGUAUUUCAAAAUGUAACAAGAGCCCAAGUGACAGCACAAAGCAUAGUAGUGAUGAAGCAAUGGCAGGAUUAUCAUAUGAGAAUAACUCUGAAGAUACAAAAAUUAAGACAGAUGAAGAUGUGAUCGAAAGUGUUAUAGAUGAAGACGUUUCGCUGAGGGAGUAUCAAAAGGAGCUAGCUGAAGAAGGAAUGAAAGGUACAAACGUUGUUGUAAUGGCGCCUACAAACACCGGAAAGACUAGAGUGGCUUGUAAAAUAAUGCAGGAACUCUUGCGAAAAAAGAAGGACGGAAAAGUGAUAUUUUUAGUUGAAAACGAAGCCUUAGCCUUCCAGCAAGGAAAGGUGUUUAGUAAACGUCUGCCUGUUUAUAGGACUAAAGUAAUCAGUGGGAGUGUCUUAAGAGAGAAAAAGCAGUAUUUGAAGGACUUCAUACAUACAAGAGACAUACUAGUUGUUACAGCUCAAGUUUUGCUCAACGCAUUGAAGACGAAUGAAAUAGACAGUCUCGCAAUAUUUUCGUUAAUUGUAUUUGAUGAAUGUCACCACACGCACGAUCUGCAUCGUUACAAUGAAAUCAUGGGUCGCUAUAUGGACCUUAAAUUGCAGGGAAAUGUUGCUGUUUCUCCGCUUCCACAGAUUGUGGGCCUAACGGCAUCGUUGGGAGUUGGAGGACAUACAGAUCCUAAAGCGGCCAUGUGUCAUAUGAAGAAACUACUAGCGAACUUGGAUGCUACAUUUUUAUGUACAGUUAAGGAGAACAAAAUGGACCUGCAAAAAUACGUGAAUAGAGCGAAAGAGCAUAUUGUAACGUCUAAAAAGAGAGUCGACGAUAUGUACAGGAACGCCGUCUUGGAAAACAUGCAUGCCAUAGAUCAAUAUAUGAUAACCCAUCCAAGUUUGACAGAACUACCACCCAUGACCGAAUUAACUGAUAAAUGUCGUUUACCAUCCACCGCUGGUGAUGUCUCAUUUCAAAACUGGCUCAGUGAUUUUAAAAAGGCGUUAGGUGAUGUUUCUUCGGAGCGUGUUCGCAGAAUGAUGGUUCCGUGUUGGGAACAUUUGCAGAUGUACAACAAAUCAUUGAUGAUUCAUGCUGAUGCUAGAAUCAAAGAUGCAAAAGCAGUUCUUGUGGAGUUUAUGAACGAACAUGAAGAAAAACUGGAGGACAACGAAACAGAUAAAAUGCUGCUCAGACUGUAUGAAAAUCUGAAGGCCCAAACCUUCGAUGCUGAACCGGAAAAUCCAAAAUUGUUAAAACUAGAGGAAUUGAUCAACAACACACUUGCCAACAACGAUCACACAAGAGGAAUAGUUUUCGUAAAAACUCGGGAGUUGGCUAAAGCACUUAUAAGCUGGAUGAAUGAAACGGAUUCUCUGAAGCCACUAAAUGCCAAGGAGUGUGUUGGUCAGGGAGUGUCAGCUGAAAAAGGGGGAAUGACAAGACACAAGCAGAAGAAUGUGUUGGAAUUCUUCAGAGGCGGACACCAUAAACUCAUUGUUGCUACGUCUAUUGCAGAAGAAGGUUUGGACAUUACAAAGUGUAACCUGGUCAUUCGAUACGAACACGUGACAAAUGAGAUCGUUCGAUUACAAUCUCGAGGAAGAGCUAGAGCUGUCCAUAGCAAAUAUUAUGUCUUAACCGAAGAAGGGUCCUGGAUAGUUGGAAAGGAAGAAAAGAAUAAAAUGCUGGAGCAACUCAUGAAUGAAAUUGUACCACAAUUACAGACUGAUAUUGAGAAAGAUCUAGUUGCUUGGAAGUUAGAGUUAACAAAAAUGCAAAAAGAUAACAAGCUUGCGGAAGAAAAACGGGAUAAAGAAUGCAAAGCGAAAAUGACUGACGAUGAGAAGGAAUUGCAAUGCUUUAAAUGCAGCAAAUUUAUUUGCAUGUCGUCUGAUAUCCGUAGAAUUCAAGGCACUCAACACGUCGUAAUCGACGAAGCAGUACAAAAGCGAAUCAGUUGGACUAGAAAUCCUCUUCCGAAAUUCAAAAAUGAUCCGCUGAAAUAUGAUGGCAGUACUUUUUGUGGCAACAGCAAGUGUCAGCAAAAGCUUGGAGGCGUCUGCGAAUACCAUGGCAUAGAGUUCCCACUGAUUUCUAUCAGCAACUUUCGCGUAGUCGACAAGAAUAGACAAGGAAAGACGUUUAAAAAGUGGAAAAGCGUUAACUUUGUUGUUGAGGAUUUUAGUCUUGAGCAAUUUGAUGAAGUUGUCGAAAAGAGAAAUGAAGUAGAUACGUAAACAGACGAAAAUACUCAAACUUACUUUUUCAUCAUCUUCUCUGUAGUGCAGUUGUAUUAUAAUCACAUUAUUUAUUAGUAGGUUAUUUCAUAAUGAAUUUUUAACUUUCCCGAGGGCUGUCAUAUUCACCGGGGCCGCUAUAUAUAGUAGCAUGUUUAAGCAUAAUUGUGAAUCACAAAGGAAAACAAUUUUUAUGAUUUCUCAAUGUAAUCGUCUUUAAGUGAGGAACAUCUCGAGCAGACUAAAGUUCAUGCUUAACUAGUUUCUAUGAAAUAGACAACAUUUUGGCUAUUUUCAAAAAACAAUUGGGUACUCAUCCACAAAUCGAGUCAAGGCAUUGCCUGGUAAAAGUUUAUAUGUAGAAGCUGCACUUGAUUCAGACAAUAAGUACAUGUUUUGUACCUCCACCUGCAAGAACAACGUGACUUUAGCGAAAGUCUUUCCUUAAUCUGCAUAUUUCAUGAUAAUAAAUGUUAUAAGCUGAUUUUUAACCAAUGUCUAUGUAACUUCCGUGACCGCUAAGUUUAACAUUUUGUUACAAUCACAAUAAGGUUUAAACGCAGUAAAUGAUCAUAAAAAGGUUUGCUUUUUGUAAGAGCUAGUCAGUUGCCCGUUCAUUAUACUUCUGUUUAACAUAGAUUUUAAACAGUAACCGCAUUCACUUCAAACCCAUGUGAAAUGGCACAGUCAUAAAGUAAGUACAUUCCCGGGCCAAAGUAAUAAGAUAGUAACAAUUAUCCCAUUUGAUUUAUGACAGGAAUUUUGGUUUUGAUUAAAUAAUUUUCUUCAGGAAGCGCCUUUCCUAUAUUUUUAAAGGUUUAACCUUAUUUAGUUUUAAAUUUCACUUUUAAUGACUUGUUACAGUUAUACGUGUCGAGACACAUUAUAGUGCAUAUACUGUGACGUAUCAUAGAUAGCAAAGAAGUCUUUGAGCUAACUGCGAUAGGAUAGCUAGCUCAUAGUUUGCUAAUAUUUAAUUGACUGCAAAGUAAAAAUACACAUACGUUACUUGAAACCUUCUGUCUUUUUCAAUAACUGUUUUCAAAAAAAAAAAAUAAUUUGAGCUGCGCCAUGAGUAAACCAACAUAGUGGCUUCGCGACCAGCAUGGAUCCAGACCAGCCUGCGCAUCCGCGCAGUCUGGUUAGGAUCCAUGCUAUCCGCUUUCAAAGCCUUUUGCAAUUAGAGAAACUGUGGGCGAACAGCAUGGAUCCUGGCCAGACUGGGUGGAUGCGCAGGCUGGUCUGAAUCUAUGCUGGUUGCAAAGCCACUAUGUUAGUUUUCUCAUGGCACGGCUCAUAGUUUGAUACCGACCCGCAAAGACGGGAAUCUUUUUUUUUUUUUUAAAUUAGGUAUCCUGUUUUAUUUGGUAGAUUUUUAGCUGAUUCUUAACGUUUUCAACAGGUUGUCUAAUUCUAAUGUUUUGGGAGAAACCAUAUUUAAAUUGUUUUAAAAUAUUUGAACAUUUUAUGGUUACUCAUGUAUAAUUAAUUGUGACUUUUAAUAUAAUCACUGGAACGUAUCUGUUUGUUUUGCUUCUCAAAGUCAGUUGUAGAGUUGGAACUUUUACCAUCAAACAUCCUGUUUGUGCAUAUUAAAGAUGAACAGAAGA
This is a messenger RNA of Mercenaria mercenaria, 5081 nucleotides long. RefSeq names its product antiviral innate immune response receptor RIG-I-like. The coding region runs from base 136 to 3471 and encodes 1111 amino acids. Gene Ontology annotation, cellular component: cytoplasm. The transcript is spliced from 16 exons. Lineage: Eukaryota; Metazoa; Mollusca; Bivalvia; Venerida; Veneridae. Gene Ontology annotation, molecular function: ATP binding; hydrolase activity; DNA binding. The record is from RefSeq and is a predicted model, not a curated record.